This is a messenger RNA of Neltuma alba, 480 nucleotides long. Its product is annotated as RING-H2 finger protein ATL70-like. The coding region runs from base 1 to 480 and encodes 159 amino acids. The record is from RefSeq and is a predicted model, not a curated record. NCBI's taxonomy places the organism in Eukaryota, Viridiplantae, Streptophyta, Magnoliopsida, Fabales, Fabaceae. The transcript has a single exon.
AUGAAUAACAUAGUAUACAGCUUGACGGUGUGCUUCACCGUAAUCUUUACAGCCUUUAUCCUCUCAGUAAUAUCAUAUUGUUGCACCAGACAGUCCAACACAGAUGGGGCUGAUACCAGAAAUGUUGAAGCUACAGAAGACUCGAACCAGGCGGCGGCAGCGGCGGCCGUGACAGUAAUGGAGCCAUGCUUGGAUGACCAAACUAUGGUUUGCAUGUACCCUAAGGUUCUUUGCAGUUCAUCAUCAAAAGCCAAGUUGUGGAUUGAUGAAGAAGAUGAUGGGAUUUCAAGUAGUCCUUGCUGUUGCUCAAUAUGUUUGAUGGAUUAUAAAGAAUCUGAUCUCUUGCGAGUUCUGCCAAAAUGUGGUCAUUUCUUUCAUCUCAAGUGUGUUGAUCCUUGGUUCACUAUGCAUCUGACCUGCCCUAUUUGUAGGAGUUCGGUAAAGAAUUUUCAAAACAUAUCCGAAUCAAGCCAAGUCUGA